AGAAGAAGAAUCCUCCAUUUGUUCGUUUCGCGAUGCAAAAACCGAAAUAUUGGAAAAAAUAAGUCGUACCGGCCGUGGCACUCGAUCGGUAUUCAUGCCGGAUAGUCAGCCUUCAUUGGACGAAAGCCGACGCGUAAUUUCGUACGUAAAAUUCCGGUGUAGAUCUUGUUCAUUCGGCUUGUCGGCUCGGGGGCGGCUGAAGAAUGGAAUCCAGCGAACAGUUUUCGUUGUGCUGGAACAAUUUCCACUCGAAUCUCAGUUCCGGCUUCCACAGCCUUCUGAAAGACGAAGACCUGGUCGACGUCACCCUCGCUGCUGAGGGAAAGUACGUAAAGGCGCACAGAACGGUGCUUUCUGUGUGCAGCCCAUUUUUUAAAGACUUGUUUAGGGCGAAUCCUUGCAAGCACCCUAUCGUGAUUUUGCCAGAGGUGAGCUAUGGCGCUUUAAGGAGUGUGUUGCAUUUUAUGUACCAAGGAGAAGUUAGCGUCAGUCAGGAAGAAAUUCCGACUUUUAUGAAGGUGGCUGAGAUGCUUAAGGUCAAAGGAUUGACUGACAACUCAUCGGACGCCACAAACGGUUUUCCGAAUUCGAAAAGUUCUUUCGGCGCCCAGCAAAUUCUCAAACGACCACGGCCGCCCAUGAAAAAGAUGGUGCGGCCCAUGCCCCUACCCUUUAGAGAUGGGGUAAAGCUGUCAAACUCUCCACAACCGCCCGUGUUGCAGCCUUCGGUGCAGCCUCCUCCUAAAAAAAUCAUGACUGAUCCUCCCGAUUUGCAGUUGCAAACUCCAUCAGGCACUCAGACCCCAUCGUCAAGUCCCAGUCCCCAGGUUCAUACCAUGCCCCUCAUCAAACCGAAAGAGGAACCUGUUGAUCAUAGUGAAGAGGACACGGGCUCUCAGGGGGGUAUGGAGGAAAUGAGUAUGGACAUUGCGAAUAUGUUGGAUACCACUUUGGGGGAAACAAUGGAGGACCCUUCCAUGGCAGAAUUGCCUCCACCAUGGCCCCCAGGGGACAUGGAGGCGGCCAACACAGAAGACCCUUCCCAACCAGGUACAAUUCAGUGCAUUCUGGGCAGGCGGGGUAACCCUAGACUGAUCGUAGAUGGUUAUGUGUUUUACAAGAAGAGUGUUUACAAGGGCAAAGCGUUCUGGUAUUGCAAAAACUCGCGGACCCCUGAGAAGUGCCAAGCUGUAUGCUGGACCAUGAACGGUAAUAUCGUCAAGUGGCCCUACUUGCAUAACCACCCCAUAAUGCCUGAUCCUUUCAAUCCUGAAGAGGAUUCCGAAGUUCCUAUUGAGAAUCUGCAGGAGGUACUGUGGCAGACGUCUUUGAGUUAAGUUUUUGUGAUGAUGAUUGGGGAGUGACAAUUGUUAGAUCUGUGGUCUGCGGACGUGUUAGAACCUGGUCUGUGGACAUGCCCGUUCUAUUGCGGCUGUCGCGUUGUGACCUUCGUCAUGAAAAACUGUAUUUUAAAAGUAUUUUCGAUUAUAUCAUCUCAACUUAUUUAUUUAUAUACACACACUACGCUUUCUAGUAUUCUGUUUUUUAACUUUGCGAGUAUAUUAUUUUCUAGUGCUCUCUAAGAUGCUUUAUGCACAUAUUUUUUUAUAUGUCAUUGUUUUCAACAGGGUACUGUACAUUUUAAGCACUCAGGCUUUUGGUUGUACCAACGCGAGCUUUUUGAACAAAAUACAUUUUCACAGUGUCAGUGCCAGUGGGUUGAACUUACGAGGGUUUAGUUCCAGUUCCCUCUAUACGAAAAAAGCGACGCGAUACACUUAUCAGUAAUUUGUAAACGAAUUAUCUCAUUUUUUUAAAUAAAAA
Molecule: messenger RNA, 1824 nt
Organism: Cylas formicarius (sweet potato weevil)
Lineage: Eukaryota; Metazoa; Arthropoda; Insecta; Coleoptera; Brentidae
Product: zinc finger and BTB domain-containing protein 12-like
Exons: 3
Coding region: 204-1337 (377 amino acids)
Biological process (GO): regulation of transcription by RNA polymerase II
Cellular component (GO): nucleus
Molecular function (GO): protein binding
Source: RefSeq, a predicted model, not a curated record